Molecule: messenger RNA, 453 nt
Organism: Necator americanus (New World hookworm)
Lineage: Eukaryota; Metazoa; Nematoda; Chromadorea; Rhabditida; Ancylostomatidae
Exons: 5
Coding region: 1-453 (150 amino acids)
Source: RefSeq, a predicted model, not a curated record
AUGCAAGAGGAAUCGGAAGUGUGCAUCGUCCACCAUCUUACACGAGAACAAAGCGAAUCCCUUCAAUUCAAAGACGAAUCAAUGAAGCUGGGAACACUUCUUACGUUACUCCUGAUCAUUACUGCAGUCUCUGUGGAGGCCGGUUUCGGAUCAAGACUAAGGAAGGUGCUGAAGAGAAUUGGUAGACCGUUCGGUUUGCAAAAAUUGAAGGACUUGAAAAAUCUUGACAACAUUUUAUUCGGGGGAGGGAGAAGAGGCGUAAAGAAGGGGGCCGAAAUUGCUGCUGCAGGUGUGGCAGGGAAAGCGAUUUUAUCGGUCGCUGCCGGAAGACGUAAAAGGUAUGACUAUGGAAAAUACGUGAGCAUGAACAGUAAGCCGUUGUUUGUGGAAGAAUUGGGGCGAUUGUCUCUUACUGUUCCGCCUAUUCAUUUUAAAUCGGCUAUAGAUAGCUAA